Molecule: messenger RNA, 1295 nt
Organism: Cornus florida
Lineage: Eukaryota; Viridiplantae; Streptophyta; Magnoliopsida; Cornales; Cornaceae
Exons: 7
Coding region: 52-1071 (339 amino acids)
Biological process (GO): anaphase-promoting complex-dependent catabolic process; protein ubiquitination
Cellular component (GO): nucleus; anaphase-promoting complex
Molecular function (GO): ubiquitin protein ligase activity; zinc ion binding; cullin family protein binding
Source: RefSeq, a predicted model, not a curated record
AACCCCCCCUCUCUAAAAACGAUCUCUAUAUACAAUUUGGAAAGGAGAUCCAUGGCCGAGGAUGAAGUCCUCGUUGAAGUCGAAGCUGUUCAAUCAGUAUACGGCGACGACUGCGUUGUUCUUGACAGAUACCCUCCCCAUCUCCACAUUUACAUCAAGCCCCGAACUGCAGAUGUCUCGUCCCAACAGUUUGUGGAAGCAGUCCUUGGGAUACAAGCAGGUCCUCAGUAUCCUGAAGAACCACCUCAUAUUAAUAUUAUUGAGUCCAAAGGUCUUGAUGUGCAAAGGCAAAAGAAUCUGAUAACUAGUAUUUCUGACAAAGCUCAUGAACUUUCCUCUUGUCUAAUGCUUGUAGCACUUUGUGAGGAAGCAGUGGAAAGGCUCUCUAGCAUGAAUCACCCUGAUGGGAAUUGUCCGUUGUGUCUGUUUCCUCUGGUUGAAGAACCGUUUAUGAAAUUGAUGUCUUGUUUUCACUGCUUUCAUUGUGAGUGUAUUAUUAGGUGGUGGAAUUGGCUACAGACACAAACAGAAACAGAUCCAAAACAUUCAUCUCGUGCUGUACAUCCUUCCAGAGAUAAAGGAAAUCAACAAGGCAUUCAUGCCACAACGGAAGAUAGUAUGGGUAGCUGCCCUGUAUGUCGUAAGCUUUUCCAUGCGAAGGAUAUUGAGCAUGUGCUUGACUUGGUUGAAACUCAUUCUCAGUUGAGUUCCAAUGGAACCGAUGUCAAUGACAGGCUGCUUCAAUGUGAUUCAGAGAACAUUAGAAGACAGAAAUUUGAGGCCAUAUUAAAAAUACAGCAAGAGAACAGUGGCUUAAUUGAACCCAAAAGAAAUGAAGUAUUGUUGCCGGGUAUGUUUCUUCCCCGGCCGAUCGCACCUCCCACAACUGUGUUGGACAAAGAAGCCACCGAGCAAGACCAAGAUCCAGCAGUGAACUCCGGAACAAAUUUAAGUGGUUCCUUGAAUAGGCCUAGCACCAGUGGGCAGAGAAACUCGGGCAUGAGGAAACACAGAGUACGAAACUCAAGAAAACCAGUCAAGCAGUGGAUGAAGAAAGACGAUGUGAAAUAAGCUAGGAAUGAAAUUUUGAAGUUUUUCUUGGUGCUUCCUAUAACUAUAUUUAAAAAUCAAAAAUCAAAAUGAAAAAAAUGUUUCUUUCAUCAAUGGACUGACUGGUUAAAAUCUGGCUUAUAGAUUUAUCAUGUCCCUUUUUCUUUGGAUAAUGUAUCAUGAUACUUAAAUCUAGAGUAUGAAAUACAAAUUCGUAUGAAUUUCAAAAUUUGAUUUUGUUGUAA